Molecule: messenger RNA, 844 nt
Organism: Boeremia exigua
Lineage: Eukaryota; Fungi; Ascomycota; Dothideomycetes; Pleosporales; Didymellaceae
Exons: 2
Coding region: 266-733 (155 amino acids)
Source: RefSeq, a predicted model, not a curated record
UGUCGAUAGUGCAAUAGAAGAUCAAAAAGUGUAGUUUUAGUUGCUCCAGAAGGACUUCGAGUAUUCGAAUACAUAUUAUUGUGAUCAAUUGGACUGUGAUGAUGGACAAGAGCAAGGUGACUAGCGCGAAACUGCAUCAUCGACGAGCCUUUUCACAUCGCAACUUUCACAAACAGCCAACGGACCUCGGAAACGACCCUCGGUCACGCGAAUAACGCGCCGAGAACACUGAAUUAUUCUCUGCUCCAAAGAAACAACAAAGAACAUGGACGAACCUACACUGGAUGCCGCGUCGCAAGUCGCAGAAACGGAGCCCACGCCCAUCACAAACGGAGCUGCAUCCACUGAGACAGCAGACGUGACAAUGGCAGACUCCACUGAUAUACCAGUCUCUACAGAGCCAGAAUCCCAAACAGCACCACUUCCAGAAGUUCAGCCCGAAGCGCAACCGGAAUCGCAACCAGCACCGACACCAACACCCGUGUCAGCACCCACACCCACGCCCGCGCCAGCAGCCCCUGUCUCGUCGCGCAAUUCCCCGCACCCUAGUGGGCCACAGCAAGCGCCCACGCAUCCCAUCCCGCACGGCAGCCCGACGCGCGUAUACCUAAACCAGCACGUCACACCGCACUUGCUCGAGGCGAUGAAGCACUUGGCAACAAACGAGCCGGAAAAGCCAUUGAAGUUCUUGAGCGAGUUCUUGGCUAUGAAGAGUGCUGAGAUCGAGGGGUGAGAUCUUUGGGAUUACAGCAGCUAGGACAGCGCAUGAUGAAAGGCACGUGUGCAAUACAAGAGCAGUGAAGAGAGCGGGCUGUCAUGGGUCGCAGUAUAAAUGCACCGCUAG